AUGAAUUUGUCUGCAACACAUCCUCUGAUGCUCUUUUUAAUAGGUGUCAUCUUUGUAAAACAAGCAUCUUUAACUUUCGUGAAAACUGUGAACAUUGGAACUACUGUUACUCUUUUGUGUUCAAACAUCUUGAAAGAGCCCAGUUACAUAGCCUGGUUCAAGCAGACAAAUGAUUCUCUGCCACUUUGCAUUGCUACUCAAUAUGUGAGUGUAAACCCAGUGGACUCAAUAUAUUUUAAUGGCUUUAAGAAGAAUCAUGUAGAGAUGUCAGUGAACAAAACAUUUUCUUCCUUGAAGAUUGUAAAUGUGGAUGUCUCUGACUCUGGAAUUUUUUACUGUGGAAGUUUUUUGACAAACCACAUGAUGUUUCACGACAAAACACAGUUAGUGGUAAAUGAGACUAGUCAGUCCAAAGGAGAUAUACCAAAUGUGGAUUGUGGGGCGACUGAAGAAACUUUGAGAUCCUGCCAUGUCUAUUAUACACUGACACUGAUCUUAAGCGGCUUGGUUUUGCUUCCCACUGUUUUAGCGAUUCUAAUCUUAAUCAGGUUGAAGGAAAGAAAUAAGCAAAAAGAAGAUGCCCAGCACCGUGAAAACAAUGAAGAGAUGAACAAACAGUUGGAGCACCAGGAGCAAGAUGCAGACUUGAACUAUGCAGCUCUAAAUUUAGACAAGAAGAAGAACAGAAGACCAGUAAGAAGAUUGAAGGAGAUGGAGCCUAAUGUAGUUUAUGCUGCCACACGGUGA
Molecule: messenger RNA, 747 nt
Organism: Sinocyclocheilus anshuiensis
Lineage: Eukaryota; Metazoa; Chordata; Actinopteri; Cypriniformes; Cyprinidae
Gene: nitr7b
Product: novel immune-type receptor 7b
Exons: 6
Coding region: 1-747 (248 amino acids)
Biological process (GO): response to bacterium
Source: RefSeq, a predicted model, not a curated record